AUGCAUUCCAAUCUUCUGCCAACGCUGAAAAACAGCCACGAUGCCCAGAGUGGCAUCCAGGCACCGGAGCUGUUCAAAGCACCACUGUGCGACUUGCAAACGGACAUGCGCAAAGCCGGGAAUACUGCCACUGGUGCUGUGGCCGGUGGUUUGCAGCUGCUCUUGAGGCAGCAUGCACGUCCGCUUGAUGCCGAUGCCGACCUCGAUCGGGGCAUCGGGUAUGCCUCCGCUUUGUUGGUCCAGCGACCGGACGAGCUUCUGGGUCGAUGGAACGACAAAAGCGAGGGUAUCGACAAGGCAGUUCUCCGGAGCUCUUCCACUCCUGGUGAGGUGGAGACCUCAGGGUCCAUCGAUCCUCAAGCGAUCCUUGAACGUCUGGAAGAGCACCGGUUGGCUGAUGUGUCCGAAGCAGCUGCCCAAGACGGGGAGCCCGAAGCGAUGCUCUUCUCUUUGCAGGACAUGAAGGAGGAGCUCGAUGCGUUUCGCUGGAUCACAGCCGAGGUUGUCGCCCGCCGGAUUGAGCUUGAAGCAUUGGAGCAGGAAAAUCAAGCUUUUCGAGAGGAGCAGGCAAGUCUUCGUCAAAGGUAUGAAGACAUGAUGGAGGAGGCAGAGUUGGACGUGCGAGAAGAUGGCGCAGCAAGUUGA
Messenger RNA from Symbiodinium necroappetens, 645 nucleotides. NCBI's taxonomy places the organism in Eukaryota, Dinophyceae, Suessiales, Symbiodiniaceae. The record is from the annotation of a GenBank genome assembly.